This is a messenger RNA of Erythranthe guttata (spotted monkey flower), 882 nucleotides long. RefSeq names its product stress-related protein. The record is from RefSeq and is a predicted model, not a curated record. Lineage: Eukaryota; Viridiplantae; Streptophyta; Magnoliopsida; Lamiales; Phrymaceae.
AUGGCAGAAACAGAAGCCACAGCACCCACUGAACAACCAGUUCUGGAGGAGAAGAAGCUGAAAUAUCUUGAUUUCGUCCAAUUAGUGACAAUAUACGUGGUCGUAUGUUGCUCGACCAUCUAUGAAUAUGCCAAAGAAAACUCCGGUCCGUUGCGAGCUGGAGUUCAGACCGUCGAAGGUGCGGUCAAAGCUGUUGUCGGACCGGUUUUUGAGAAAUUCCAGGACGUGCCUUUUCAGCUUCUCUAUUUUGCAGAUCGAAAGGUUGACGAGUCAAUAAUCGAGUUGGAAUAUCACGUGCCGGUUCUUCUCAAGCAGGUUUGGACGGCGGCUCGAGAGCUUGUGUUCGAGGUGCAGCGAGCCGGCUUUGUGGACAUCACCAAAACGGCUUACAUCAAGUACGAGCCAGUAGCCGAGCAGUACGCAGUCACGGCUUGGCGCUCCCUCAACGGGGUCCCCUUGUUCGCUCAACUGGCUCAAAUUAUGGUCCCAACCGCUGCUUAUUGGGCCGAGAGGUACAACCAAGCUGUGGCUUACACGGCUGAGAGGGGAUAUACGGUGUCGUAUUACAUGCCUUUAGUGCCCAUCGAAAGAAUUUCCAAAACAUUUGGAGCAGACGAGAAUGUGGCGGCGGAUGUUUCGGCCAAUGGAGGGGAAUGAAUAUGUGGCCCUCCCCUAACAAUUUGGUCAUUUUGUUCACUAAUACUAAAUUUUGUUUUUGGAAUUUGGAUCUCUAGUACAUCCAAAACUUCCAUGUUCCAUGUGUAUUGUUUGUUUCCACAUUUUGGUUAAGGGUGUCUCUCCACCUUGUCAGCUUUUCAACUUCAAACCUUUAAUAAAUUAGUAAAAUAUGUGUUUUUUGAUUUUCCAACCCUUUUUUUUCCC